GCAACGCCUUUUAAAUAUGCUUGUUUUUGUCAGCGUUUAUAAAAAGACUACUAACAAAAUUUCAAGUGGUAAAUUUCAAAGUAUCUGAAAGGAAAGGUCCACAGUGAUUAACACCCACUGUAUUGAAACGGAAAUCUAUGGCCGGAGUUUCGAAUGAUGUGGUGAUGCAAUCUGCCUCAAAAGAACAAGGCCAAAAUGAUGAUGUUCCCUCUAGUGAGAGUAUUCCAGAAGAUGGCAAAUCAUGUUCUAAAAAUGUCUUGGAACAUAUUUCAACAAGUUCAAGUACAGCAACAGAGCCAAUUGCUGUUGAAUCAACUGAAUUCAUUGAAUCAAAGCCCGAUGGUUCCUCAUCUCUAUCCCUUUCUGAAAAAUCUCUUCAUGAUGCACCAAAUAUUUCAGAAGGAAGUCCAAAAGAAAUUGCGUCAGAAAAUCAAAUUAAUACAACUCUUAGAAGAGUUAAUUCUGAAGAUAAAGAAUCAAUUCAAUCAACAGUUACUCAAGAAAUUGGAUCAAACAAAGAAAUCCAACGAAAUAUUUCUGAAGAAACUGAAUCUAUUAAAAUAACAGAAUCGGAUCAUUCCGGGAAAGCUCUAUCAAGUAAAUUAUCCCAGGAGGCAAUAUCCACUGAAAUUCAAUUAACUCAAGCAACUAACUUAAAAGAUCCAACUCGUCUAUUAUAUUCUUCGGAUUCAAGCAGCAAAAAUGGUGCCUCCGUCACUACAACGAAUCAAAAUGUUCCAAAGGAUUUAAACCCAUCUGCAGUGCCAGAAAUUCAGCCUGAGAAAUUUCCUAGACUCGCUGCCGAUUUAUCGAAUUGUGAAAAAAAUUCCGAUUCUUCUGGAGCUGCUGCUGAAGAUACAGAUAUUUUUAAUUCUCUACAAAAUACUGAAGAAUAUAAAAAUGGGACUCGUCUUAAGAUUGUUAACCAAAGUGGUAGCGGUGGUUUUGUAGUAGCUAGUCCCACCACGUCAUGUGCGCCAAUUUUUCCCAAACUCGAAAUACCACCAAUAUUACCAUCCACAAUGGAUUCUUCAAUGGAUUCAGUGAAUCCUAUAACAUCAUCGAAUGAUUCAGAAACCCCUAUGGAUAUGCAUUCCAAGAUGUCUUUGUCUGCAAUGGAAUCCGCUCUUGCUGCCUGGGUAAACAGAGGUCUGGACAGAGUUUUCAACAGGGCCAGGGAGCUUACCUCAGAAGAUUUCUUAAAAUAUACUGAAAAUGAAUUUAAAUGUGUACUAGAUAUAUUUAAACAAAUGAAACUGCGCAUAGAUACCUUGUUGACAGCAGCUGAUAACUUACCGGAUCCUCCAUCUACAUUGUCUCAAAGAAGGAAAGUUCGAAAAUAUUCGACUCGUGACGAUGUAAAGGAAGCUGGAAUGAACGUACAUCGUAGAUUAGAGCUAUUGGAAGCAGAUGCAAAUGGAGAUUAUGAGAGAUUUGUUUUACUCUGCCUUCAAAAUUCAAACCGUAAUGAUGAGGAAUUUGAUCCUAGGCAACUAGAAAUAACGGCCCUUAACAUAAUUUCAAAUUCGUAUGUAAGAGUAUCUGAACGCUUUAUGGAACUUAAUUUGAUUAUUGAAAUUUUUCGUGACAAUAUCCGUGAUUUUUGUUCAGAAUUGGAAAGGCUUCUGUGACUGCUGCUCCAAUCAAACCUAUUGUUGGAUAUUUUACUUUUGAUCUAACUUGUAAUUUUAUAUUUUCAGUUUUAAUUAAUGAAUAUUCGAAUGUCUUGCUUACUUCGCCUAAUGUUUGUUUCUCGUAAUGUUUCAAGUUUCUAUAUCAUUAAUUUCCGUUCUAUCAACUAUUGCUUAAUUUAAAAUUCAUUGGUAAUUUGUGUAUCGUUGUUCUUUUAAGAAUAUUAAAUAUCAGUCAAAUUUCUUGAGUUAGUUUGUCUUUUGUUCGUAUCAUUAAUUUAAAAGCAUGUUUAUGAAAUUUAGGAAAACGGUAUUCUGGUUGAGGUUUUUUUUUUCCUUUUUAGCAACGUGUAUGUUUAAGUGUUCUUGAGCAUUCAAAAUUGUGUUCCUCUCUUUUAAAAUACAUCUUUUGAAAAGAUAUGUUUCGUAUUUAGCUUCAUAGUCAAGAGAGGUUCAUAAUCAAAAUAAAUCGCAUUUUAAAAACUUUUAAAAUCUGAUGAAGUAUUUUGGACGUUCACAAUCAUCAUUGGUUAAAGGACAGAAAUUGGCUCUAAUUUUUCACUUUUCUCAAAAGAAAUGAUGUAUCUGUGUUUAGUUGUUUG
Messenger RNA from Argiope bruennichi, 2233 nucleotides. RefSeq lists its product as uncharacterized. The transcript is spliced from 2 exons. The coding region runs from base 138 to 1631 and encodes 497 amino acids. NCBI's taxonomy places the organism in Eukaryota, Metazoa, Arthropoda, Arachnida, Araneae, Araneidae. The record is from RefSeq and is a predicted model, not a curated record.